Molecule: messenger RNA, 998 nt
Organism: Aspergillus pseudotamarii
Lineage: Eukaryota; Fungi; Ascomycota; Eurotiomycetes; Eurotiales; Aspergillaceae
Product: HNH endonuclease-domain-containing protein
Exons: 1
Coding region: 108-881 (257 amino acids)
Source: RefSeq, a predicted model, not a curated record
CACGGGCACAGCUGAGAAACACCUGGGUCGAAUUCUCUUCGGCGCCUGGCGUAAUCCAGGGAGGUAUUGCUGCUGCAAAUAAUCUCACAGGAAAACAAUUCUUAGACAUGUUGCACAUCUUAUUCUUCGCACCUGGUGGGUUCGAGACGCGUCGAUAUCGUUCACGCUUAGCCUUGAGGCCUACAGACACAAGGAUACAACAUGGUCGCUAUAUUCUUACGCCCUAUACUCCAGGAGAAACUACGGUCACCACCGAUGAUCGCUAUUACCCUCGUACACUUUCAAUCUCAGCGGCAACCAGAGAACUUGCGUUCCGAGACCAGAUUCGUACGCGAGAUGGCCGGUGCGUUAUAACUGGUCGGAUUAAUCGUCAAGGACACGUGGGGAUAUGGACUGGGUAUGAAGCAGCCCACAUAUUCCCACUUGCACUGGACACUAUAUUUCAGAGCCAUGGGUUCUCAAACCUCAUCACAUACAACAACCCCCCAGGGAUAAAAUCACCCCAGAAUGGAAUUUUACUUCGCAAUGACAUUCACGCCCAUUGGGACCAAUACGCAAUCGCCGUGAACCCAAGCGAUGGAUACAAGAUCCAAAGCUUCACACCGGAAACGUGGGACUACCAUGGGAAAGUUCUACACCCCGUUUGCCGGCAGCGAGGUCACCAAAUGGCUGUCGUUGAUGCACUACUACACUGGCACUAUGAGCAAGCGGUACUAUGUAACAUGCGUGGGGCUGGUGAACCGACGUUUGAAUUUGACUUUCCACCGGGCACUGAUAUGAUGGGAGAAAUCCGCAAUGGCCCCCAGCCCGCCGAACGGAUGGAGGCAGAACUAUUUGGUCGGUUGCAUGGACUUUAUCAAGCUGAGUCGUCACCGCCAUGAGGUAGUAUUUUUUCGAAGAGCGUUUUGUGUGCCCAGUGAAUUUGGCGGAAGCAUUGGGUUACUACCGGGAAGACAGUGUGGUAUAUCCUACUGCUCUAAAGGUUCAUCUAUUCCACA